Messenger RNA from Bombus terrestris (buff-tailed bumblebee), 858 nucleotides. RefSeq names its product NADH-ubiquinone oxidoreductase chain 5-like. NCBI's taxonomy places the organism in Eukaryota, Metazoa, Arthropoda, Insecta, Hymenoptera, Apidae. The record is from RefSeq and is a predicted model, not a curated record. Gene Ontology annotation, biological process: ATP synthesis coupled electron transport; electron transport coupled proton transport. The annotation marks the transcript as partial. The transcript has a single exon. Gene Ontology annotation, molecular function: NADH dehydrogenase (ubiquinone) activity.
AAGAAUUUAGCUUUUAAUUCAGGAAUAUUAACUGUAAUUUUAAAUCGGUUAGGAGAUUCAAGAUUAUUAAUAAUUAUUUCUUUUAUAAUAAUUUUUGGUAGAUGAAAUUUAAUUUUAUAUAAUAUAAAUUUAUUAAUUUUGAUAAUAUUUUUAAUUAUAGUAUUUAGAAAAAGUGCACAAUUAAUAUUUAUAAUUUGAUUACCUGCUGCGAUAAUGGCUCCAACACCUGUUUCUUCUUUAGUUCAUUCUUCUACAUUAGUAACUGCUGGAAUUUAUUUAUUAAUUAAUUAUGAAAUAUUAAUUGAUUUAAAAUAUAAGGAAUAUAUUUUAGUAAUUUCAAGAAUAACAAUAUUUAUAUCAGGUGUAAUAGCAAAUUUUGAAAUAGAUUUUAAAAAGAUUAUUGCUUUAUCAACAUUAAGUCAAUUAGGAUUUAUAAUAAGAAUUUAUUCAUUAGGAAUAGUAAAUUUAACAUUUUUACAUUUAUUUAUUCAUGCUUUUUUUAAAUCUAUAAUAUUUAUAUGUGUAGGUAGUUUAAUUCAUUAUAUAAGAGGAAUUCAAAAUUUUCGAUUUUAUUCUGGAAUAUAUUAUUUAUAUCCAAUAAAAGGGUUAUUAAUAAUAUUUUCAUUAAUAAUAUUAUGUGGAUUUCCAUUUUUAGUUGGAUUUUAUUCAAAAGAUUUAAUUGUUGAGUAUUAUUUUUUAAAUAAAAUAAGGAUUUUUAGAUUAUUAAAUUUAAUUAUUGGAACAAUUUUUACUGUAUCUUAUUCUUUUCGUCUAAUAUUUAUUUUAAUAAUAAAUAGUUUUAUAAUAAAUUUAAUUUAUUUAGAUGAAGAUAAUAUUAUAAUAAAUUAUAUAAUAUUA